Molecule: messenger RNA, 631 nt
Organism: Triticum dicoccoides
Lineage: Eukaryota; Viridiplantae; Streptophyta; Magnoliopsida; Poales; Poaceae
Exons: 1
Coding region: 115-405 (96 amino acids)
Molecular function (GO): calcium ion binding
Source: RefSeq, a predicted model, not a curated record
CAACAUCCUCAUCACCCAGCUCACACUCGCACUCACCCAGAGAGAAGCAGCUGCCAGGCUAGCUAAUCGACCAAGGCUAGCACAUCGUGGUCGGUUCCGGCGGGAGGAGGAUCGAUGGCGUUCAUGCGGUACCGUGCGCUGCCGCAGGGGGAGGUGACGGCGGAGGAGUUCUGGGCGUGGCUGGGGCAGUUCGACGCGGACCACGAUGGCCGGAUUAGCCGGGACGAGCUGCAGCGCGCGCUGCGGAGCCUCAACCUGUGGUUCGCGUCCUGGAAGGCGCGUGAAGGGGUGCAGGCCGCGGACGCCAACCGCGACGGCGCCGUCGGCAAGGAGGAGGCCGGCCGGCUCUUCGCCUACGCGCAGAGGCAGCUCGGCGGCAAGAUCACCCAGCUCGGCUCCUACUGAUCAGGCUGGGCAUGAGUUAAUCUGCUGCUGUAACUACGAUGGUGUGUGGAGUACGAGAUUUUUUUUCCCCAAAUGAUGUGGAGUUUGAGAUGGAUGUUUGUGUUUGCGGAGUUCUUGGGACAACCUUUGCAGUGGUUUCCCAAGGGUCUCCUAUACUUUGUAUUUUCAGCACUGCGAACUCUGUGGAGAUUUGCAAAGUUGUUAGACAUGAUGGACGUUUCUCCAA